Panicum virgatum (switchgrass) is the source of this 1238-nucleotide messenger RNA. RefSeq lists its product as uncharacterized. The coding region runs from base 268 to 597 and encodes 109 amino acids. NCBI's taxonomy places the organism in Eukaryota, Viridiplantae, Streptophyta, Magnoliopsida, Poales, Poaceae. The transcript has 4 exons. The record is from RefSeq and is a predicted model, not a curated record.
CAUACGACCAAACUUCCCCUGUUCCGCAGUCCCACGAGAAGAAACCGCGCCUCUCCCACCGGCGAAUCGACGCCUCCGACUUUCCCAUCUCCUCCUUCGCAGCAGCGUAGCGAGCCCACCACGCCCCCCCAGUUCCUUCCUCUAUCCCUCAACUGUCUGGGCUGGCCUGAACGGGUGAUCUCUCCGGCGACCUCUCCUGGAUUGACUUCUUUUGCCGGUAACGAAGCCCGCCUUCCUUGCUUAGUGCUAUUAACCUUGGAUACAUAAAUGGAAGGGCGCCCCUCAGAAGAAAUAUCAGCUGCUGAAGCUGUCCUGGUGGGAGCAUUGUCGUCCGGUGUUAAUGCUCCCACGUGGUUUGUGCUGAAGACCACAUUUUUGCUCCUGGCCUUCUGUUUUACUGCAAUGCUCGCACUAGCAUUCUCGUCGAAAAACUUCGUGAUUGUUGGGCAUGUUUUUCUGCUCGUAACUAUUGGCACGGUGCUAUUUGUGCUGCUUAAUAGGUUUCUGGCAGAAGUUGGGCUUGUGCCUGUUGAACAACAGAUGCAGGAGAUGGGCAUCCACAAAACAGAACCCGCAGAUAAAGAGAAAAGAAAGUAACCGGUGACAGACUAUUGUUGAUAUGAGAAACAGCUUAACACCUUACAUUACACCAUUUGACAGUGCCAUUUGCCAUUUAGCUCCGAUGAUAGGAUUCAGUUCAGAGUUCAGACAAUACCAUUUUGCACAGACGAUCCUAGCUCUUUGGAUAUACUUCUAAAUGCAACCCUCUUCCUAUCCUGAAGUGAAAUGGAUCGUGGAUGUAGCAGCGCGCAUCAAGCCUGCUUAUGCUCUUCCUUGGGUUUGCUCUUCUUCUUCUUGAUGUAGCAUAAGCAUGAGCAGCAGGGGAACUGAAACAAGAACUUCAUUGUCAGAGAGGUCACCGAUACUUUGUUGGGAGAAAUGUUUUGUGGAACGGAUUUGCGUGCAAUGCAACCCUUAAAUAUACUAAAUGUGAUGCCUUGCUUAUCCAUCUGACAUUAGAAUUUGCGGCCAACUGUCUUCGGCCUGAAGCUUUUAACCUCCUCUGGUACUUUCUUUUGUUUGUGAUCUUUUGUAAUCCCAUCAUGUUUGACUGUUAUUUAGCAGAGAAGAUUUUCACUGCAAGUAAUUAUCAUUACUUUGGCUGAUUCUUGUAUUAAACGGGAUAUCUAAAUCACUAAGCCUGAUUCAGAAGUCUGGCGGGCAUUCGAUUAUUGGAA